ACUGUAAUUUUGAACUUAAAACCAAAACAUCAACACGUGAAAUUGCAAAUUUAAUUAAACUCACGAAAACAAAGAUAUCCAAUGGCAGGAGCAUCACAAUUUAAAAAUGAAAAAUUUAUUGACCAAUAUGAGCACAUCAAAAAGCUUAAACUUCUCACGGAUGAAGAACUUAGUCAAGUGAAACGAAAACGCUCAUUCUUUGAGGUUUCAAUUAAAAGUUGCUCAGAAUUACGUCCUUUUAUUGAUUAUAUCAAAUAUGAAAUAGCAUUAAUGAAGAAGUUUAAACAUAUUGAUUACGAAAACGAAAGAGAUGGAAUCGCUUUAGACAGAGUUCUCUCAGCUCAUGUUAAAUCACUUUUCAGACUCGCACUUAUGAAAUUUCAAGACAAAAGAAAACUUUGGGAACAUUUCAUAGCAUUUGCUAAACAGAAAUAUUUCAAUCUUGUGUCAAGUAUUUAUCAAGAAAUGCUUUGUUUUCAUCGCAAACCAGAAGAUUUCAUAGAAGCUGCUGAGCAUGAAAAGUCAAGGAAAAAUUACGCAAAUGCGAUGGGUUUGUUGAUGCAAGGAAUGGGAGUUAAUAAAGAGGCUUCCGAGAAAUUUGUAGCACUUUAUAUUGAGUGCUCGUUUGAACAAGGAUCAAAUGAAAAUGAUGAAGUGAAGAAAGCAACAUUGCAACAAGCGUCAAAAUUUUAUGUGAAGAUUCUAAAGGACUCGGGAAAUUUCUUAAAUAUUUGUGAACUUUUGAACAGAAUUCAAAGUUUUGACUACACAAUGACUUUCCAAGAUGACAUCAUCACAGAUUUAAUGCAGAAUUAUUCGGAAGAGCCUGAAGUUUGGAAUUUACUCGCUAAACGUCACUUGGAUGGAAUAUUUUAUGAACAAAACAAAAGUGAAAGUUCUGAAGUUGAGAAAGAGACUGAAACAGUUCCAUUUGAACUUUGCCUAAGUCGUGCAAUUGAAAUUUAUGAGAAAGGUUUAGAAACUGUUUCUCAAGAGAACGACAAGAAAAUGUUUUCACAUUACAUUGAAAAACUUCUCGAACUCGAUGAGAUGAGGAAUUUAAACAAAAGUUCUUUGAAAAUGAUUCGACAUUCACUGGGAAAAACUCUCGUUAAAGGAUAUCAACAAGACAGUUUAUCAUCGGUACAUUUCAUUCAUUUUAUUAAACUUCUUAUGCUCAAUAUUGAGCAAAAUAAAAAUGAAAUUGAGGAAAUGUUAGAGAAAGGAGGAAGUUUGUAUCCAAAUUCAAUGGAACUUUUCGAGCUUUCUAUUAAAUAUUUCAUUUUCAUGAAGGAUCAUGAAAGUAUCAAGAAAACCUUCAAACAUGCCAUCAACAAUAAUCACAAACACGUUGUGGAAAUUUACAGAUUUUUAUGUGGAGUUUAUUUAAAAAGUUCAACAGAGAAGGAAAAAGCAGCGGAAAUCAUGUCGGAAGCCAUCAACAGUAGCGACAAAAAGCUUUCGGAAGCUUUUCAACCUUUUUAUCUUGAAUAUCAUUCAAUGACGGGAAGCAUCGAAAAGACUCGCGAAAUUUUCAAAUCUCUUAUUCAAACUAAAACUUCCACUUACCUUUCGUUGGAUUUCUUCCGUACAAUGAUUAAAAUUGAAGAAGCUCAAAACAAUCCAAAUGAAAAAAUUAUAAAAAAUUGUUACGAACGAGCAACACAAAAUUUCGGAAAGGAAAAUUCAGAGAUUUGGUUAGACUACAUCAAAUUUUUGUGGAAACAUGGAAAGCACACAGAAGCUGAUGAUUUACGAAAACGUGCCGUCGAAUAUCUCAAAGACGAUCUUGAAAAAUUUACAGAAUUUCAAAAACAAUUUGCACUUCUAAGAAUCGGGAGUGGAAUGAAUAUGGAAGUUGUUUAAUGAGAUUUAAUCUGCAAUUUCAAAUUUCCAAACUUUCAAACUUAAUAAUAAAAAUAAAAAUUUAAAUUUCCUUAACAAACAAUUU
This is a messenger RNA of Clunio marinus, 1951 nucleotides long. The record is from the annotation of a GenBank genome assembly. Lineage: Eukaryota; Metazoa; Arthropoda; Insecta; Diptera; Chironomidae.